UGAACAGUAUUUGGCAUGAGCUAAAACAUUGAUCAUGAAGCGGCUCUUUAUGACUUGGUCGCUUUUUUGGGUGUUGACGGAAUUUCAAGGCUUAUCUGCUCUUGAACAAUCUUUAUUCCAAUCCAUAUUCAAACAUUACCGGUGUUCUUGGGAAAUAGUGGAAACAAAGAACUGGAAUGGAUUCAAAUCAAGUGCACUGCACCAAUGUUCGUCGGCAUGCCUAGCCAAAGCACAAGAUUGUGAUGGAAUACUUACUGAUGAAACAGGAGAUUCUUGCCAUUUGGUUAAUAACACUUCACGGAUCUUAUGCUAUGAGCAAUUCGCUACGAACAAUGAUAUGGAAAACAUUCUCUUGGGAAAUCACAACAUUCGAUCCAUUGAUUCGGAUCUGUUCGUGGGGUUUCUAAAUUCAACCGAAGCCUAUUCCUUGACUGAUUUGUCAAUGAGUUUACCAUCCCGCACAAUAUCCGUCCCAAUUUUUCGUGGGGCAUUUAAGGGCUUAACCUUGAUGUUUGACAAUGGCAUUUUGGCUUGUGUGGGUCACCCUAUGGUUUGUCACCAUUGGAACACAGCCAAUAAUGCAUGGGUCGAUUUUCCAAGUCCGAAUUAUUCUCAUCUCCAAGGAGGUCUGGUUCUAUUUGACGGUGCUCCAAUGCUAGUCGCGGGUUGGGACGGAGUGAACGCCGCUCAAAAUUUAGACUCCGUGGAGACCUAUGAUCUCAAUUCAAAGACUUGGAAGCCUGGCGUGACGCUUCCAAAACCAAUGAGAUCUUCAAUCAUCCAAGCCCUGAAUGAAACAACUGUGAUUGUCAGUGGUGGUUAUGGGGAUACUAGACCAUUAAAAGAGACUUACAAGUUGGUUGCCAAGUCAACGGUGUGGGAAAGGCUGGAAGACCUACCAUUUACUUGGAGUUCCCAAGCAUCAACAGUUUUCUCAUUACCAGGCUUAGGGAAAGGAAUCUUUGCGGUUGGUUACUAUUGCGGAUCAUAUAAUCUAUUUGAGAGAAAAGCGUGGUUUAUGGCCGAAUUUGAUUUGACUUGGAGACGCUUGGAGGCUUUUGAUCUGCCCACAGACCUCUCGAUUAUGGAGGGUCAGAUCUAUCGGGUUGUGGACAAGGUGAUCGCUGUUCCAGAUUAUGAAGCAAUUGCUGGCGGAUCUAACGGCUUUAAAGAGACAAUGAAAAUUCUUACCAAAAACGUGUUGAAUUUGAGCAAUCCUUGGAUGAUUCAUGAAAUGAAUGUUUCUUUGAGUGGAAAAGCUACCUAUGCCCUGGAAGUCAUGGAAUAUGUGAUGGCGUGAUUUGUGAAUCUACCUACAACUGCUUGAUGCCAAAUGGUAUCUUAAAACCAAGAGCAAUAGCUUGAAUUCAUGAAUUCAAACAAACCGACACAAUUGGACUAUUACACUAUGGCGGUCACUUGGCACAAGCAAAGUAGAUUUUUAUUAAACAACAUUUGUUUCAAACCAUUUCCGUGAAAAUUCCUCGAUUGCUUCACUUAUUGGGGCUAAUCAUUAACUCGUAAGAGAAAUAUUUUCUACAUACCUUUUCUUGUUCAAACUGUGACACUCGCAUUUUUGGCUUUCGCCCUUGUGUUUGGGAGAUUUGGGGUUUUGCAAGGUUUUUCAAGGGUUUGUCAAUCAAGUCCUUCCUCCUAGCCAUCACGGGUUCCGACACAUUUUAGCAUGGUUACUCAACUGAUUGAGCAUUUAGAGCAAGUCAU
Molecule: messenger RNA, 1722 nt
Organism: Tigriopus californicus
Lineage: Eukaryota; Metazoa; Arthropoda; Copepoda; Harpacticoida; Harpacticidae
Exons: 4
Coding region: 35-1300 (421 amino acids)
Molecular function (GO): protein binding
Source: RefSeq, a predicted model, not a curated record